Punica granatum (pomegranate) is the source of this 3875-nucleotide messenger RNA. The record is from RefSeq and is a predicted model, not a curated record. NCBI's taxonomy places the organism in Eukaryota, Viridiplantae, Streptophyta, Magnoliopsida, Myrtales, Lythraceae.
UGUUAUAAUUUCUAGCUCAUUUUCAAACACCUCUAAGUUUCAGCUGUCCAAGUCUAACACUCCUGUAAAUAUCGUUGCAGAAUCGCCCAUGCCUAUAUAUAGCUUCAGCUUUCCUUCUGAUUCAUUAGAAAUCCAACCCCAUACACUCAUAAUAAACAUGAAACCCCAGAUACACAACUGCUCCUCGAAAAUCCAUGCUCUCGUGUUCAUCCUCUAUCAAAUAGCUAUUGCCGCUACUACUGCAAUUGCCGCUACUACUGCAAUUGCCGCUUUCCGUUUUACCAAUGAAACAGACCAUCAAGCAUUGCUGGCCUUUAAAGGCCAGAUAGCCUCCGAUCCGUCCGAUGCCCUCAGCUCUUGGAACAAUUCAAUCCACUUUUGUGCUUGGACCGGAGUUGCAUGCGGUAAGAAGCAUCAGCGUGUGACAGCACUUCAACUCCGAUCCCGGGGGCUGGUGGGUUCUCUGUCUCCUCAUGUCUGCAAUCUUACCUUCCUAAGAUAUCUAAACCUUGAGAACAAUCACUUGAAUGGUAUACUGCCCCAAGAGAUCAGUCAGUUGAGGAGGCUACAGGUUCUUAGUCUCAUCAACAAUUCUUUCGAAGGAGAGCUGCCCAGAAAUCUGACCAAUUGUGCAGACCUCUGGUUCCUACAUUUGGGUGGCAAUAGUCUUGGUGGCCGAAUCCCAGUUGAGCUCGGUUCUCUGUUGAAGCUCACCCACUUACAGCUCCCGUUAAAUCAGUUCACCGGUGAAAUCCCCCCCGAGCUGGGAAAUCUUUCUGCUCUCACCAUAUUUUCUCUAGGAGUCAAUUACAUCCAAGGGAGUAUACCCAAACAACUUGGAUAUCUGUCAAACUUAGAAUUUCUAGAUUUAGGAACUAACAAUCUUUCGGGCCAUAUUCCCACCUCUCUCUACAACAUCUCAUCCAUUCUCACUUUCAUUGUGGACCAGAACACUCUCGAGGGGUCCCUUCCUUCUAAUCUAUUCCAAACUUUACCGAAACUAGAAGGGCUGCAUCUGGGCAGUAAUGGGUUCUCAGGACUGGUUCCAAGCUCUAUAAACAAUGCUUCUGAGGCCAUAAUUAUUGAAGUACAGGAUAACGCCCUUGUUGGACCGCUCCCAGGGGACUGGGGAGGCCUUAAGAAUUUGGACUGGCUUAAUUUAGGGGAUAACAAACUUUCUGGUCACGUUCCCUCCUCUCUCUACAAUAUCUCAUCCAUUCGCCUCUUCUCAGUGGCAAACAAUAGUCUAAGUGGGUCCCUUCCAUUUGAUCUUUUCCUAACUUUACCGGAACUAGAAGAGUUGUAUUUCGGUGGUAAUGAGUUUUCAGGAUUGGUUCCAAGCACAAUGACCAAUGCUUCUCGGGCUGUAAAAAUUGAUCUUGCUUUGAAUGCCCUUGUAGGACCGGUCCCAGUGGACUUGGGUGGUCUGAAGAAUUUGCAGUUGCUUAAUUUUGAAGUGAACAAUCUAGGAACUGAAGAAGGGAAUGAUUUGAGCUUCCUUACAUCCUUAAUCAACUGCACCAAACUACAAGAACUGUCUGUUACUGACAAUAGGCUCAAGGGCAUCUUGCCCUAUUCUAUUGCAAAUUUCUCAUCCCCUUUGACAACGUUUGGGCUGCAUAAAAACUUCAUAUCAGGAACCAUACCUUCAGGCAUAGGGAACCUCGUAAAUUUGCAGCUUCUUGGACUGAGUGAAAACAUGCUUACAGGGAGAAUCCCCGGCUCCAUCGUCAAAUUAUCGAAGCUGCAGGAACUCUACCUCUAUCACAAUAAUCUCUCUGGAGUGAUUCCAUCCACCAUUGGCAACCUGACUUCGCUCUCAGUCCUCAACUUUGUGAAUAAUAUGCUGGAGGGAACUGUCCCUGCUUCUCUGGGGAAUUGCACACACUUGAAUUUUCUAGGCCUGGAUGAGAAUCUCCUCGUCGGUGUGGUGCCCCAAGAACUCUUUGGUAUUCUUUCACUCUCAAUUCUAUCAUUAGCAGUAAACCAUUUAACUGGUCCAAUUCCAUCCCUGGUUGGUAAACUGGCGAAUCUCCAGACGUUAGAUGUUUCGGAGAACAACAUGCAAGGUGAAAUUCCAUCUGCUCUAGGUGAUUGUUUGGUGCUGGAAUACCUUUCUUUGGGAGCUAACCAAUUCAGUGGAACCAUUCCACCCUCUAUCUCAAAUCUACGAGGUCUGAAUUCACUCAAUCUCUCUCGGAACAAAUUUUCAGGGCAAUUCCCUGGAUUUCUAGCCAACCUCCCUUUCGUCCAAAGUCUUGAUCUUUCCUUUAAUAAGUUUGAGGGCGAAGUACCAAUCAGAGGAAUCUUCCGUAAUCGUAGUGCGGUUUCAGUCGUUGGAAAUAAUGAGCUGUGCGGAGGACCUCCCUUCCUGCAAUUGCCUAAAUGUAAAGGGGGAGCAACAAAGAAAAACCGCAAAAGAAGAUCAUCUCAGGGGACAGUUUUGGUUAUUACUGUCACGGUCUCCAUUUUCUCCCUGUUGGUAGGAAUGAUUGCCAUAAUUCUUUAUCGUUCAAAAAGGUUGAAAGGCGGAACUGCAUUUGCUUCUUCAACCCAGGAUCAUCACCCUAUGCUAUCUUAUGGUGAACUUUCUCGAGCGACAAACGGGUUCUCUCCUACGAAUAUGAUUGGUGAAGGAAGCUUUGGUGCAGUCUACCAAGGCGUUCUGCCUAGCACUGGACAGAUUGUGGCCGUGAAGGUGCUCAAACUUGAAGAACAGGGAGCGAGCAGGAGUUUCAUGGCGGAGUGUGAGGCUUUGAGGAACAUUCGGCAUCGGAACCUUGUCAAGAUCAUCACUUCUUGCUCGGGCAUUGAUUUCCGAGGAGAAGACUUCAAGGCUCUAAUUUUUGAGUUCAUGCCCAAAGGGAGCCUCGAGAAAUGGCUGCACCCAGUUCCAAAUGAGAUGGGAGGGAGCGACAAUAACACGAGGUUAAGUGUGAUUCAGAGGUUGGGCAUAGCCAUUGAUGUGGCCACAGCAGUGGACUAUCUCCACCAUCAGUGCCUUAUUGGCAUUGUUCACUCUGACUUGAAGCCCAGCAAUGUUCUUCUCGGCAGUGAUUUUUCUGCACAUGUAAGUGAUUUUGGCCUCGCAAAGUUUCUAACCGUCAAAGCAUCCGGGACACAGAGUAGUUCAAUUGGGAUCAGAGGAACAGUCGGCUAUGUUGCGCCAGAAUAUGGUGUUGGUGGUGAGGUAUCGGCGCGAGGGGACAUCUACAGCUUUGGGAUUCUCUUGCUUGAACUGUUCACAGGGAAGAGGCCCACCGAGCCCAUGUUCAGUGGCGAGUUUGAUCUCCGUGGAUUUGUGGAGAGAUCUCUUCCUAAUGGGCUAAAUCAGGUGUUAGACCCAUCGCUUUGCAUAGGAAGAGUGCAAGGCGAACUCAAACAGUGCUUGCUCUCGGUCUUUAGAGUAGGGGUCAUGUGCUCAGCUGCGCAACCAAAUGAGAGGAUGGACAUUGGAGAAGCAGCUGCGGAAUUGCAGAAGGCACAGGAUGUUCUUCAAGUUCGUAGGAGGAGAAUCAGAGUGUGAGAGCUAUGCGCUUGGCAUAGUGAUCACAAUGCAACAUUCCACCAGUUCUCAGUAGAUCUCUUUCACGUACAUACUGCAGUUAAUGCUACUUUAAUUAAUAAGUUUGGUGCAUGCAGUUUUAGGAGAUGGAUUGUGAUUUUUGCUACUUAAAUGUUACCUUUUCACAGAAAUAUAAGGCAUAGCUAUGCCAUGACAAAGCAGUGACUGCUGGAAUCUCAACUUUGAUGUGUCUGUGUGUGUGAGAGAGAGAGAGAGAGAGACGUCUCUGGCAUGCUGAAUAUGUUUAAUCCUGUCUUUUAGCUCAUGCGCUUUGCUAAUUUUAUGGUAACUUUGCAGAAAUUGAAGUUUC